UCUCAGGUUUUUUAGGAAUGCUUUCAGAGAAUACAAAAGCAUUCCUUGCAAAAUGUAAAAUGGGAGUUAGUCAGUUACACAACAAUCGGGAUCCGCCAAAUUACCACAUGGCCGUACUUUGCUGGUCAUUUCACACCACACCACAAAACCCACCGGAAGUUUGAUGUUUUCCUCAUAAAUUUAGAUGUGAAUCGAAACCAGCCACUCCAGAAUCAGUUUCAGACCUAGAGCGUCUGUACAUAUGUUGCGCGAAGACCCCCCACCGCGCCAAAAGAGUUGGGUGGGACCCACAUACAGAGUAACCAUAAUUAUGCUGGUCAUCGGACAGAUUCAGGUCUCGGUGGCCAUGGAGAUCUCACCCCUCAAGGAAUUUUUCGGGGAACGCUACUACCUCAGUCUCGUGCAGUUUGUCAUCAGCUUCCUCUCCAUCCAGCUCUACGGAUUCUUCUACCACAUCAUCGCUAAGAAGCCUAUGUGGGUACGGGUAUUGGCGGGCCUCUGGACGUACGAGGUGAACACCUUGUCGAUCAUGAAGCCCGCCAAAAGAGCCCCCUACGUAAGCCUCAUCCUGUCCAUUCUCCUAACCUUCCUCAUGAUGAUCAUCAGUGUGAUAUACGGGAAUAAGGCGGUGAAACACCAUAAAGGCCUUUUCACUUCCCGGCACAAGGUGAUCCUGUGGAGCGAGCGGAUAUUUGUACUCACCUGCUUUGGCAUCAUCGUGUGUGCCGAGAUGAAGCGUGUUAUCAUCGAGUUUCCUACCCUGCUGGUAUACACUAUUCUCUCGAGCGUGUUCGUCAUAGUCUUUGCCGCCUCCAUGCGAAGGCCGAACUUCUACCGCCAGGAGUCGGAGGCGGAUUACAUUCUGAUCGGCCAGCUGUACUACCUUAACUGCUUUGCCCUGUACAUGGGCUACGUGUGGACGACUGCGUCGUUUAUAGAACUGAUGGAAUGGAACGCGGACAUUCAUGAAAUAUUCGUGUUCCUGUUCUAUCGGAAGGACGUCGAAUGAGUGGGACGCAUGCGUGGACUAUCGAAACAGCUGGGACAGAAUGUUUACGCGAGACGAGGCUGUGUCUGUGGCAAUUGGUCAGUUGCUCGAUGUCGAUGGGGCAAGUUGGUCUGAGUGGCGCGACUGCUGUCGUCGUGAUUCGAUUCGGUUUGCCGGAAAAUCGAUAGCUGUUUUCUUGGCACGCGCAUCUUAAGCAAAAACGCUGAA
Molecule: messenger RNA, 1216 nt
Organism: Drosophila teissieri
Lineage: Eukaryota; Metazoa; Arthropoda; Insecta; Diptera; Drosophilidae
Exons: 6
Coding region: 242-1009 (255 amino acids)
Source: RefSeq, a predicted model, not a curated record